GGAAGAAGAAACUGGAAGAAAGUAGGGAAAGGAGCAGAAGAAGAAGAAGUGGCUUAAAAAAACAACACGGGCACUUGGCUGUCAGUUAACAAACAAGGUUACACAAAUAUCUGAGAGGUUAAAGCUAGCUUGAAUGUCUCUCUAAUUAACUUCUGCACCGACUGGACAAUGAAGUCAUGUAGCUGCAUUACAUGUGACACAAUGCACCAUGUGAGCUGCGUGAAAGCCUUUUGACACAUACAAGUGGCAGCUGAUAUGGUGGACCUAGGCCUGACCCUUAGGAAUGCCCCAGUCUCACUUUUCAAUGAGAUUCUGGGGAACAUGUUGCCACAGAUUAUGGAUUUAGGAAGACCUCUCCCAUGAGAUUCCAGUUUUGCAGCGAUUUAAUCAAACAGCUGUGAGGAACAUGGAGAGAGAAGCAGCAGAGAAGGAGAAGGAUGUUGCAGACACUGACGAGGAGAUGACUGAUGGUAUUUCUGCCUCAGUGACCAAUUCUGGUCAGUGGGAGGCCAGAGAGACUGACGAUGACUGCGAGCAGGAGGACAAAACAGCCUAUCUUAAAUCUCAGGAAACCCCAAACCCAGCCACUCCGCAAGACUCUGGAAUUGGCGAAGCAGAGUAUUGUGGAUCCAUGGAGGCCAAAGAGGACACCGAGGAGGUUUCAGAUGGGUUUGACAAUGACAAGACGGCAGAUGACGAGAACUCGCAGGUUAUAAAUCAAGAAGAGGAUGAAGCUGCGAAGGAGCAGCAGAUGAAUGGGGAGUCUGGCUGGAGGAACAUGGCCAGUGGGCGGCGGUUCAAACUGAAAAGCGGUGGAUCAGUUUUAGAGCAGGGCAAUCAGAGCGCUUUUUCCUCCAUUCAAAAAGGCAAUGUGAUGUCAAGCGGUGGUCGGCACAAGCAGACCCGCAGACGUAACCAUCAUCACCAUCAGCAGAACCGCAGCCGCAGGCGGACAGGCAACCAGCUUGUCUUAGCUUUCAAGGAGAUGCUGUCAGAGUCUCUGAGCUUGUGGUGCAUCUCGUGCAUCCAUAUGAUGAUUGAGAUUAUUGUGACAUUAACUCACAAUUGUGGAGUUGGAGUUGAGACUGGAGUUGUGAAACUUUACAACUUUGGGCAGCAGCUCCUUGCAAAGAUCACUGAUAUACCAGGAAUGAAAGCAGAUGCUAGUCGAAUUCUAAAAUGGACGAAAUGCACAGGAGCGGACCUGCUGGAUAGAAUAGUUAGAUCAGUGAAGUGGAUGAAGACAGCUGCCUUAUCUUGUUUCAGACUUUUCUGUGCAUUGGCUAUUCUGGGUUCCCAAUGGGCAAAGGGUGUGUUGGUCCGUGUUGGUGGAGAGAGGGGAAAACGCUAUUGGACUGCUUUUCAAGAGUCAAGGUUUUGGAAGAGGGUGGUUUCCUUGUUGGAAAGAGCCCAAAGCCUGUUCAGGAGGGAUGGCCACGCCCCACCAUCCACACCUGAGUCUCCCGGCAGAACAGGGAAAGGUCUGCCAGGCCAGGAGCUGGAGAGGCUGCUGGCGUUGGCUGAGGUACCAGAGGAUGAGCUUGACCCCUUUACAGUACUUGGUGUAGAAGUGCACGCCACUGAAACCGAGCUGAAGAAGGCCUACAGACAGCUGGCUGUCCAGGUCCAUCCAGACAAGAAUAAACACCCACGAGCUGGAGAGGCGUUCAAAGUACUGAGGGCUGCCUGGGAUAUUGUCAGUAACCCAGAGACACGACGAGAGUAUGAGUUGAAGCGCAUGGCAGCAACUGAGCUCUCGAAGUCCAUGAACGAGUUUCUCACCAAACUGCAGGAUGACCUGAAGGAAGCCAUGAACACCAUGAUGUGCACCAAGUGUGAAGGAAAGCACAAGCGAUUCGAGAUGGAUCGUGAACCUGCCGAGGCCCGGUUCUGUGCUGAAUGCAACCGUUGCCAUAGCGCUGAGGAGGGGGACCUGUGGGCCGAGUCCAGCAUGUUGGGCCUUCGCAUCACUUACUUUGCAUGUAUGGACGGGAAGGUGUACGAUAUUACAGAGUGGGCAGGUUGCCAAAGAAUAGGCAUUUCUCCUGACACCCACCGUGUACCAUAUCACAUCUCGUUUGGUUCAAAGAACAACAGCAACGCCACACGGCACAGGACGCCCUCAGAGCAGGCCACAGGUCCAACCAACCCCGCUGAUUUGCAGGAUUUCUUCAAUCGAAUCUUCAAGGGAGGACCGCCAAACGACAUGUCUGCCAACGGAGGCUUCUUCCCCUCAGGUCCGCCUCAUCACCCGCCUGGUGCCGGAGCACCUCCGUUCUCCCCUCCCACGGGUCAAACAGGUUUCUACAUGCCAGGCGGUCAGCGGCCAGAGUCCAGUGAGACGUGGGCUGAAAGUGGCAAACCCCCCAGACGGAGGAAGAAGGUUCGCAAACCCUUCCAGAGGUGAAGUCUGUUGACUUGUUAGUAUAUCAAAAUAGCAACACAGGGACAAUGAAUAAUGGCCAUGUUUGUCUCUCGCCUGCCUGUUGGCAUGCCAAGAUCUGACCUGGAGAAUAUUCAUGGGUCUAAAAAGCCGCGGUCAGAUCAGCCAGAGCAGAGAAAGACCGGAUUAUGAAGAAGAGCCUGUGGACUGAAUACAAGUAUUGAAGGAGAGCUGAAGAGGUGGCAGCGAUGGUGCUUUACCUCUCGUUUCACCUUUUUUUUUUUUUUUUUUUGUUGGUCUUAAAGACGACUGUAGCCUUGGCAUUGAAAUCCUCAUCGGGAUGCUGUAAUGACACAUUUUUCUUUUCACAAUUUCCUGCCAAAUCCUUCAUAGCAUGAUUUAGUCACUUCAUUCUAACACUUUAAUUCUCUCACUUCUGUUGUUAAUGCUUUAUAUAAGGUUAGAUCAAGACAUUGGCUCCAGGCAGAGUGACGGUUGAGGGUUACAGUCAGUGGGAAUGUGAUUUACGGAUUGCUGCAAUCGAGAAAUGAAGAUAAUGAUCUGGGCAGCUUCACGCUGUCAGUGUUACUGUUAGUAGUGGCAUGUGAAUCUACUUUUGCAUCUGCGCCUCGCCCACCAUUUUUCAAGAAUGAAUCCAAAUCAGUCAAAUCCAAUACAUCUGAACUAAAUUAACUAAAUCAUGAUGUAUUAUUCACUGAAAUAAAGAGUGUUUUUUUAUUUCAGUGUAAUAAAUUCUCUACAUAGCCACAAAUGUUAAAGAUUUCAUUUAGUAUUAUGUUGGGAAAGUAGCCAAAAGUGUCCUUUUUCCCCCCUAUUCAAGGCAUAUUCACAAGGCAUGGUGUGCUUCUAUGGUUGCAUGCACACAAACAAAGAGAAUACAAACAAGUUAUUUGCAUUGUGAAAUCAGGAGAGAGACUUCCUUUGAAUAAUUAAAAUGUAUUAUGGGGAUUUCUAGUCAUAAAAAGGCAAUAUGUAGAUGCAACAUGGCCACUAAGAAGGAAAACAUCUUGUCAAGGUUGUAAUUUGGUCAUGAAAUGUGGCCGUCACUUCUAUUUGUGUGACCACUAUCAGAGAAUCUCUCCAUACAUUAAAAGCACUCAUUCAAAACUGGGUUUCUCAUUAAGGGCAACAUAAAUUAAGGACACUCUAUUCAGAAAUCAUCUCAGACAGGCCAAUCCAAAUUAGUGAUCAUAAACCUUUGUUUUUUCAGAAUCCAGAGAGGAAACUUAAAUUGUUUAUUACAUUUUUAAGGAACGUGCAAGGAUAUUACCAGAACAAAACAUACAUUUGAUAGCUGCUUGAAUCUUAAAUGUAGAUGAUUUUUAACUAUGGACACAAGCCUGACCAGUAUGUAAAGACACAGUGCCGUCUCAUUUGUAUUGUUUUUUUAAAUCAUCACUGUUAUUUUAUUUUGAUUUUAGGGAUGCAGUUUACACCAGAAGUGUGUACGACUCUGUGCAAUAUCACUUAAAUAUCGGCGUACUCUAAAUUGUAUCACCUUACUAUAACUGAACUAUUUCUAAGUUGAACAGUAGGGUAUUUAGUCCUUUGUCAAAUAUAAAACUAAGUAGUUUAGAUUUACUAUAUUACAGAUACUGGCCCCUCAUACCUCAGUUCAUGUCAGUACUGAGAUUCAUAUCUUUUAUUUUUUUCACUACUUUGUAUGAUCGCCUUUAUUUUCGAUGACAGACUCAAACCCCCUCGACAUGGAGGACACCAGUGUUGCACAAAUUUCUGGAGGGAUGCUCUGACAUUCUUCAGCGAUGUUUUUCUUUGCUAGAAGGGUUGUGUUUGUCUACCUUUUGACUUACAACACCCCAAAGCCAGACCACAUUCUUGGCCAAGUUGUUGUGCUCACUUUGUCAUUCUUCAGUAACUCUUGUGUGCUUUGAGCAGAGCGCUUUGGAACGCUAUCAUGCUGAAAUAAUUAAUCAUCCUGUCAGCCAGUAAUUUAAUAUACAUACAGACAUUAAUGGAGCCAUCUACAAAUGUCAUCCUCCCAACACUUUCUCCACUCGUGCAGCCCCACAUCAUCACACUCCCACCUCCGUGCUGCAGUGUCAGGACCAUGCAUCCACUGUGGGAGUCCUGACUACACGUGUUAGACCAAACCUGAGACGAACAAAUUUAUCUUGGUCUCAUCUGACCAAAGAAUGUGCUCCCAGCAUUUACCAGGUUUCUAGCAGUUUUGUGCCGAAGAGCAAGUGAAGGUGCUUCUCUUGGACGCCAUCCACAGAGGUUGGCGUUCUGUAGUGUCCUUUGUACUGUCUGAGCUGUCACAGAAACUUCAUAUACAACCUCUGUGCCAAAUCUGAAACACCUGCUCAUCUGUUCUUCAGAACUAGGUUGUUUAAGUAGUGCAGUCUGUGGCAUCAUUGUAGGAAACUCACUACAGCUGUUAGUAGUAGUAUCGUGGCUUCUUCAGUACCUCCUGAUUACUGCUGCUGCUGACUUUUAGUUUAACCAGUAUUUUCAAUAUAGUGUUUCUAAAGUAUUUGUUUUAAUUGUUCCUAGGAAGAAAUACUCUGCUUGUCAACUUAGGAAUAAUACAGUUAAUGUAAGGUGAUACGGUUUGCGGUCAUUUCAGUGAUAUUGCACAGGGUUGAACCCACCUCGAUUCUAUACUGUAACCCUUGGUUGAAUAGGAAUAUAGUAAAACAAAUAUAUAAUAUAUAUAAGUUGCUGCUGCAACAUAGUCAGUUUGCAUGAUUGUUCAGGCAGCUACUGAAAACUGUUCCAGUCAUCUGAACUUUCACAACAUUUUCAUCAAGGAUCCUACUUGUUCAGUGCCAUUUUUGCAUGUUAAAAGCCAUGGCUGUGACCUGUGACUGUCACUCAGCUCAGGGCAAGUCAGUUAAAAAAAAAAAAAAAAAAAAAAAUCAGAUUUGAUUCCAGCCACCCUGGUUAUUACAUCCAAAAAUGAUCUUUCUCCUGUCCUUUUGUUUCAGUAUGUGUUGUCAUCUCUGUGGCUCCUGACAGGUUGCAAUUAAAUAAGUUUAUGAUCCGACCAUAUUGCAGUCGUGUACUAUAAACUGGUGUUUUCUUCUGGUUACUCUGGGACACAGUUCAGAUUUUAAGGCCACUGGUUCACAGAAAAUGGAAUCAAAAUCUAAACGGCUGAUUUUCUCUUCAUCUACCCGGCAUUACUGUAUGUAACAAUAUGAAAGGGUCAGAAAAAUGAAAACUGGUUGUAUUUUGCAGUUUAGUUUGUUGACAUGGUUUGCGCAUAGAAAUUCUGCUUUAAUUUUCACCAUAGCUAAAUGAGAAACACAGAGCUGUUAUUGUUUACAUCUGACAUGAAGAUUGUGAAAGUGUAGUGAUAUGGCAAUUAUGAGUGAUGAGGCAUUUGAGAGGCUUUUUUUCUUAAAUAUUGACAGUUAAACAUGAUGAGUACCAUGUUCAUUGUUUUUUUUCUUUUGUUAAUUUGUCCACCCACCACUGUAAUAACAUCAGAGGGAUUUUGAACAGUCAUCGGUGAUUUAACCUAAGCAGACUCCUCCAGCUGCAGCUGAGUAGGAGGUGUAGCUCGCUAAGCUAACAGCUCACUUGCAAAUUAAGAGAUUUUGUUGGUAGAAUCUGAAUGUUUAAUGAGUGACAAAUUUAAAAAAAAAAAAAAAAAAAACACUAUUUGAUUGCACAACCAUGGCACUCUGGAGAAAGUAUGGGAACUAUAUUAUGGCACUGGAAUGCACUGUGUGGAUUUUGUCUAGAAGCUUGAAAGGAGCCCUCAUUAGAAAUACUGUUAAAGGUUAUUUAGGCAGGACAAUACGUUUGCCAUGUUUCUCUUCAUGUGUCAAAUAGUUUCUGUCAUGUAUUUGACCAGUUUCCCAGACAUGGACUGAAUUAGUGAGCAAAAAUGACCUCAAAAUCCUUCAAAUUAAAUGAGUUAUAAAUGUAAAACUAGUCCUGAAUUUAGCUUAUUCUGGUUAAAAAAAAAAAGUUUUUAAAUGUAAAAAUUAUUAUUAUAGCCAAAUCAGAGUUAGAAGACCAACAUUUUUUGUCCCAGUUGGGCAGGAUUACAUUUAAAAUGUUUGUAUGACAAAAUAACUUCAAUUAAUCCAUAUUUUCAGAUCAAAAUACAUUAUUUUAAAGACCUGCUUCAGUCCCUGUUUAGGAAAUUGGACACAGGUGUGACCAUUGUCAAACAUAAUGCAUUAUCUUCCACACAUUGUCCUUGACUUGAGAAUGUGCAGUGCUGCAUGUUAAAGGUAGCAGUUCAAAGUCCAAGAAGUCAAUGAAAGAGCCAACACUUCAGAUUUUUUUUGUUUCAAGUUUUUUAACAGAAUAUGCAGAAGUAUUGCAAAAAAUAUCUGACAAUCAUCAGGGUUUUUUGUAGGGAAUUAGGAGGCGAGUUCCCUGGCUGGCAAACAGUUAUAAAAUAUCACUGUUGGGUUUCUUUCCCCUGCUUUCUCUGGUUUUCAAAAUAAAGAUGAUUUCCUAUA
Acanthochromis polyacanthus (spiny chromis) is the source of this 6846-nucleotide messenger RNA. It is a transcript of the gene dnajc14, whose product is annotated as DnaJ (Hsp40) homolog, subfamily C, member 14. The transcript has 8 exons. The record is from RefSeq and is a predicted model, not a curated record. Gene Ontology annotation, molecular function: dopamine receptor binding. Lineage: Eukaryota; Metazoa; Chordata; Actinopteri; Pomacentridae. The coding region runs from base 407 to 2407 and encodes 666 amino acids.